Syngnathus typhle (broad-nosed pipefish) is the source of this 2127-nucleotide messenger RNA. RefSeq names its product ubiquitin-conjugating enzyme E2 E2. NCBI's taxonomy places the organism in Eukaryota, Metazoa, Chordata, Actinopteri, Syngnathiformes, Syngnathidae. Gene Ontology annotation, molecular function: ubiquitin conjugating enzyme activity. Gene Ontology annotation, cellular component: nucleus. The transcript is spliced from 6 exons. Gene Ontology annotation, biological process: protein polyubiquitination. The coding region runs from base 146 to 754 and encodes 202 amino acids. The record is from RefSeq and is a predicted model, not a curated record.
CGCGAGUUUGAAGAGCAAAAGGACGACCAGGAGCGAGUGGAAAGGGGGCCGUGUUCCUGUGGAUCCCCGUCUCUUCGAUAUUUGGGGGGGAUUAAAAAUCACGCCGAACCGCAGCGUUGACGGCCGAGCGCCAGCAGGGCCCACGAUGUCCAGUGAAGUGCAAAGACCGGACGAUAGCCCCAGCACCAGCGGCGGCAGCUCGGACAUCGAGCAGCGCGAGUCGUCGGUACCAACCGAGCAGGAGCGCGAGCAAGCGCAGCCCAAAAAGAAGGAAACAAAGAUCUCUAGUAAAACCGCUGCUAAACUCUCGACGAGUGCCAAGAGGAUUCAGAAGGAACUGGCUGAAAUUACAUUAGACCCGCCUCCAAAUUGCAGUGCCGGCCCCAAAGGAGACAACAUCUACGAGUGGAGGUCCACCAUCUUGGGACCGCCGGGCUCCGUGUACGAAGGAGGCGUCUUCUUCCUGGACAUCGCCUUCACGCCCGACUACCCCUUCAAACCCCCCAAGGUGACGUUCCGCACUCGGAUCUACCACUGCAACAUCAACAGUCAGGGCGUGAUCUGUCUGGACAUCUUGAAGGACAAUUGGAGCCCCGCCCUCACCAUCUCCAAGGUGCUGCUGUCCAUCUGCUCCUUGCUCACAGACUGCAACCCAGCCGACCCCCUGGUGGGAAGCAUCGCCACACAGUACCUGACCAACAGAACCGAGCAUGACAGGAUAGCCAAGCAGUGGACCAAGAGAUAUGCCACAUAGACACACGCACGCAGACACACAUUUGAGCCUCGCUCUCGCUCCCUUCUUUGUCUUCUUCCUCGUCACUCUGCCACUCUACCUCUUUUCCCCCCUAUGUUCCGUCAAAGCACACUCACUAAGUGCAUCGCUGUACCCGGGCCCUCCUCUUCUUCCUCCUCCUCCUCCUCCUCCUCCUCUUCCUCCACCCCAAACAUUUUAUGGGUUUAAAAAUUUAAAAACACACACACACACACAAAAAUCCUCUCUUUUUUUUUUUUGUUGUUGUUCCUUGUUGACUUGAAAGCUUCUUUUUUAUACAAAGAUUAGUCGAUUGGGGGAUUUUUAUUUUCCAAUAAGUGAUUGUUGGAAGUUAUUGUAUUGGAAAUUUAAGACAGCGUUAUAAGCAGGGGUGCACACGAGGGAAAAUAUUAAGUUCAUAAGUGUUUCCAGUUGCUGCGCGGUUGUGUACCUCGUGUUUUGUUCUUUCUUUUUUUUUAUGUGGGAAGGAGCGGUAGCAUUGUGUUGUUUGUAAACAACUUUUCUGAAUCUUUUGAUUUGAACUGCAGGUGCAAAUAUUUUGGGGACUAGUUUGAAUGACGCCCAGUACAAGAUCUCCUUCUUUACUAUUGUUGACGCUUAUACUGUUUUAAAGUAAGCACACAAACCUUACAACUAAAAAAAAUAAAAAAAUAAAUAAGAACAGAAAUACGGCUAUAGCAAUCACACCGACUACAAAAAUGACGUGGUUCAACUGUAUGGAUUAACGAGGUCGCCCGCGGCAGCUAGCUAUCUUAACCAACCGAGCUGCACAAUGGCAGCGGUACGAACGGACGUCAAACUCGAAAUGGAUUCCUAUUUAAACACAGUGAUCAAUUCUGCGGCCACCGCACAUUUGGCACAUGCCAAGUUUUACGUUCAUUCGGUGAAGUCAGCGGGUGGGUCGAAAAAUAUGGGCACCAAUUGAGGAUCAAACCAAAAUGAUGUGCACCCCUGAUUAUAGGCAUCACACACACAAAUAUGUCAUUGUCAUUUUCAAUUUGGCAUCUGGAAGACAACGUGCGCUUUUUACUUUCUCCUCUUUAUUUUGUUGUUUGUUGUAUUUGUCUCGACAUGCAUGGAACAGGAGCCGACAUGCUUUUUACCUUUUUCCGCUUUUUCUUUGUACUGUAUGUAUUUUUUCAAAGGCUUUUUUUGCAGGCAGACCACAUGAUAGAAAGAAAAUUGUGUGUGCGUGUGUGCGUGUGUGCGUGAGCGUGUGUGUGGAGGUCUGCCUGUGAAAAGAGGGCAGGACUUGUAUAUUGGACUGGCUACCCGCGCCGCUGCUGUUGUGCACUUGUAUUACUGAAAACACCCAAUAAAAAACACACUGUGGUUGGCUUGUGAGAAAAUAACAA